Jaminaea rosea is the source of this 1863-nucleotide messenger RNA. Its product is annotated as glycoside hydrolase/deacetylase. Gene Ontology annotation, cellular component: membrane. The coding region runs from base 268 to 1650 and encodes 460 amino acids. The transcript has 2 exons. Gene Ontology annotation, biological process: carbohydrate metabolic process. Gene Ontology annotation, molecular function: chitin deacetylase activity. The record is from RefSeq and is a predicted model, not a curated record. NCBI's taxonomy places the organism in Eukaryota, Fungi, Basidiomycota, Exobasidiomycetes, Microstromatales.
CUCUCCUCCCCCUCAGAUCUCAUCCGUCAUUGCAAGGACCCCGACUCUGAAAAGCCAGCAAGGACAGCCUGGUGCUCUUUGCUCUUUUCGCUCCUUUCAUCUUUUCCUCCUAUUCCCAUUCAUCCCGCCCGCUCUUUCCACACGCCUCUUCUUUUAAGUCGUGCGACAUCAACGCGCUCACUCACACUCUUUCUCCUCACCAUCUUCUCAUCUAACGAACACCUCAUUCACAUCAUCUAGAAUCGACUCGAGCUCUCACUCAUCGACAUGCAUUUCUUCACCGCCGCUUCGACGGCAGCUGCCGUUGUCACCUUUGCCUCGUCCGCCAUUGCGUGCGGGCCUGGUCAAAGUGGCCACGACCUUCCCAACCGCCGCAACCUCGGUAUGAUGCACAAGAAGCGUGCUGCUAGCACGCCAACCGAAGAGUCCGAGGGCCAGAUCAAGAGCGCCAAGGGACAGUGCACUUACUAUAACGUGCCCGAAGUCGCCGCCAUUAUCCCCAACUACCCGACCAUCUGGCAGACGGCAACCAUCCCAUCUAACGACACCACCGCACAGAACCUCUUCAACACGAUCAAGAAGUCGAUCCCUUCUGGCAUCUCGCCAAAGGGAACGCGCGCUGGUGAUUUCACCAGCGUUCACUACGACUCGAGCGACCCGGACUGUUGGUGGACUUUCGGCGAAGCCGGCCAGAAGUGUGAUGUUCCCAAGCACGAUGGGCUUCCCGCAGAUAUUACUAUCUGUGACGAGCCUUCUACAUGGGGCCUGACGUUCGAUGACGGCCCCAACUGUUCGCACAACGCUUUCUAUGACUACCUCCUUGAGAAGAAGCAAAAGGCGACCAUGUUCUACAUUGGGUCCAACGUACUCGACUGGCCCCUCCAGGCUCAACGCGGUCUUGUCGACGGCCACCACAUCUGCUCGCACACUUUCUCGCACCCUUACAUGACUGCUCUCACCGACGACCAAGUCUUCGCUGAGCUCUACUACUCGUCCAAGGCGAUCAAAGAUGUCAUGGGCAUCACCGUCGACUGCUGGCGUCCUCCCUACGGUGACAUUGACGACCGUGUACGUGCCAUUGCUACUGGUCUUGGCCUUAAGUCCAUCCUUUGGUCCGCGGACACGACUGACUGGCAGGUCGAGCCGGAAGGAAACAAGCCCCGAUCCGCAAUCGAGAACAACUACGCCACCAUCAUCGCCAAUGUAUCGAAGACGAUCGGCAACAUCGUCCUUACCCACGAGAUCAACGGCGACACCAUGGACAUCGCCAUGGAGCAGUACCCGAACAUCAGCAAAGCCUUCAACAACGUUGUUCCCCUGACGGCAUGCAUGAACUGGACCAACCCGUACGCCGAGGACAUUACCUACCCUGUCUUCAAGGAUUACGUCAAGGGCAAUAUCGAGCCUUCGGGCGUUCCCUCCCCUUCGGCCAUCUCCAUUUCCAACGCCGCCUACUCUCCCAUGAACGGCGGUGGAUCGUCGGCCGUGGAAGCUGCUGGCUCUCCCACGUCAGCGUCCGAGUCCAACGCAGCCCAGGCCGCGAGCUCUGGCUCGUCGUCAUCCGGCUCGAGCGGCGCUGCUGGCCUCGCCGUCCCAGCCUUUGCCUUCAUCGGCGCUGUCGUCAUGGGUGGCGCUGCUGUUCUUGCAUAGAGAGAGAGGCGCAACAGCAGGCUCUGUUUGCGCACUUGCGCACCGUUUUCGCCUUUCGGAUUCGUCCUACGUGCUCUACUCCUGCAUUGCUUCGCGCCAUCCCCGUUCCUCACCAUCGCUGCAUCCGUAAUUGUAGAAUUGGGCUCGCUCCCUUGAUUUCUCGCACACUCAAUCAAUGGACUCUCUGUGACAUCACCCUUUUGACGACUGACG